GAAAUCUACACCCCCCUGCUGAAUGAAAUUAUUAUGCAUGACUUCCAAUUCUUUAUGCGGCAUAGUGUACCGCACAUCCCACAUUCUCUCUUGCUUUUAGCUAUCCAGCCGCCAGUAAAUCCUCUUUAUUUUAGUGAGUAAUAUUAGGCACCUGUCUGUGAAUCUUCAAUAUGAUCCAGUUAUUCUUGAUGUGACCUACAUCAGGAGCAGCACGCUCGCGCUCGGGCAUCCCUCUUUUAUAUCUGACGCCAUAGCAACGCUACGCCGAAGCAGUGAUGCGCGCUUUCUUCAAUACCGCGAGGACAAGGAGAUACAACACCAUCGCGUUCACUGUCUAAUGUCGGAGUGUAUUUACUGCGAGUAUCGAUGACAAAACCUACAACCGGAGACAGCUAGGAGGGUCCGUACAUUCAUGCCAACAUUCCUGUUCAAGUUUGGAAAUACGAUCCAAGAGCUAGAGUGAGAAAGAGAGACCAUGAGCAGCUGAUACACUGCAGCUAAAAAUAAUAUUCCCUGUGAAUUACUCUCUCUAACACCAGCAACGGGCAUGAAAAGCUACUAAAGCAGAGCAAUUAUUUUGGCUCCUUUAGCCCAGUCAGGUGACAUGGCCUUGUCUUUCUGUGGGAACGACAGAGGUAGUAAUGCCUACAGUGUGGACGAUGGAGUCCUGGACAAUGGCUGCUUCGUGGACGCCCUCAACCUCGUCCCUCAUGUAUUUCUUCUCUUCAUCACCUUCCCCAUCCUGUUCAUUGGUUGGGGUAGCCAGAGCUCAAAGGUGCAGAUCCAUCAUAACACCUGGCUGCACUUUCCUGGCCACAACCUGCGCUGGAUCCUCACCUUCACACUGCUGUUUGUGCAUGUGUGCGAGAUCGCCGAGGGAAUCGUCUCCAAUACGCAGAUGGAGUCCAAUCACUUGCACCUCUUCAUGCCAGCACUGAUGGGCUUCAUAGCGGCCACAACAUCAGUCGUAUAUUAUCACAAUAUAGAAACUGCCAAUUUCCCCAAACUGCUGCUGGCCUUAUUUAUUUAUUGGAUUCUGGCUUUCAUCACCAAGAUGAUAAAGUUAUGGAAGUUUGCAGAGGCGAGCUUGGGGGUGAAACAUCUCCGUUUCUGUAUCACAGCUUUGCUAGUGGUGCUGUACGGCCUGCUCAUGGCUGUCGAGAUCAACGUUAUCAGAGUCAGGAAGUACGUGUUCUUUGCGAACCCCCAGAGGGUGAAGCCCCCAGAAGACUUGCAAGACUUGGGAGUGCGAUUUCUCCAGCCCUUCGUCAACCUCCUCUCCAAGGCGACAUACUGGUGGAUGAACCCGCUCAUCAUUGGAGCCCACAAGAGACCCAUUGAGCUGAAGAAGAUUGGCAAACUGCCAAUCGCAAUGAGGGCCUUGACUAACUAUAUGCGUCUUAAAGACUCCUAUGAGGAACAGCGGCAGAAAACAGAGGACCCAGAGAAAUCCCCAUCCAUCUGGAAGUCCAUGUACCGGGCAUUUGGUGGGUCAAUACUCCUCAGCAGCACUUUCCGGUACAUGGCGGACUUGCUGGGCUUUGCCGGACCACUCUGCAUCUCUGGAAUUGUGGAACACCUGCAUAAUUCAACAGAGAUUGACAGGACAAACAAGACAGCAAACAUGACUUUCGGGGUGUACUUCAUGUCUUCCACUGAGCUGCUUCAGAAUACGUCUGUUCUGGCGGUUCUGCUGUUCCUGGCGCUCGUGCUGCAGCGAACAUUCCUGCAGGCCUCCUACUACGUCACAAUAGAAACCGGCAUUAACCUGCGUGGGGCGCUGCUUGCAAUGAUCUACAAUAAAAUUCUGCGUCUCUCCACUUCAAACAUGUCCAUGGGAGAGAUGACUCUCGGCCAGAUCAACAAUCUCGUUGCCAUAGAAACCAAUCAGCUCAUGUGGUUUCUUUUCUUAUGCCCCAACCUGUGGGCCAUGCCAGUUCAGAUUAUUAUGGGAGUGAUCCUGCUGUAUUAUUUGUUGGGUGACAGCGCGUUGAUAGGAGCCGGCGUCAUUUUGCUGCUGGCCCCGGUUCAGUACCUCAUCGCUACCAAGUUGGCAGACACACAGAAGAGCACACUGGACUACUCAACAGACCGUCUUAAAAAGACUACAGAGAUCCUAAAAGGAAUAAAGCUGCUGAAGCUCUAUGCAUGGGAGAACAUCUUCUGUGACCGUGUAGAAGAAACCAGAGAAAAAGAGCUGACCAGUCUCAAGACUUUUGCUCUCUACACUUCAAUGUCCAUAUUUAUGAAUGCUGCUAUCCCCAUUGCUGCAGUUUUGGCGACCUUUGUCACACAUGCCUAUAUUGAAGAGGACAGGCUCAGUCCAUCCAAGGCGUUUGCCUCUUUGGCUCUAUUCCACAUCUUGGUCACUCCACUCUUCCUGUUAUCCACAGUGGUCAGGUUUGCUGUCAAGGCCCUUGUCAGUGUACAGAAGCUCAGCGAGUUCCUGCAAAGUGAUGAGAUUGGAGACGACAGCUGGAGAAACGGAGAAAUGUCCAUGUCUCUAGAGGUCGGCAAGAAAUACAAAUACCAUGGGGAUACGAAGGCUAUCAACAGGAAGGGCCGUUAUCGUAUGGAUAACUACGAGCAGCCCAUGCGCAGGCAGCUGCGGCCCACAGAGACCGAAGAUGUCGCUGUACAGGUGAAUGAUGGCUUCUUCACAUGGGGAAGCAAUUUGUCGACGCUGACUGACAUCAACAUCCGAAUCCCUACAGGUCAGCUGACCAUGAUUGUGGGCCAAGUGGGUUGUGGGAAAUCCUCCCUGUUAUUGGCCAUGCUGGGGGAGAUGCAGACAAUCAGUGGGAAAGUCUACUGGAGCAAGCUGCCUGAUUAUGAGAUACUCUUCGAUGGGAGCAUAAGUAAAAACAGGUACUCUGUGGCCUAUGCAACGCAGAAGUCGUGGCUGCUGAACGCCACUGUAGAGGAAAACAUCACGUUUGGAAGUCCUUUCAAUAAACAGAGAUACAAAGCAGUGAUUGAUGCCUGCUCGCUUCAACCAGAUAUUGACCUCCUUCCUUUUGGAGACCAGACUGAAAUUGGAGAACGGGGUAUUAACCUCAGUGGUGGUCAGCGACAACGGAUCUGUGUGGCCAGAGCUCUAUAUCAGAACACCAACAUUGUUUUCCUGGAUGACCCGUUCUCUGCCCUGGACAUCCACCUCAGUGAUCAUCUGAUGCAGGAGGGGAUACUGAAGUUCCUUCAGGAUGACAAACGGACAGUGGUCUUGGUCACUCAUAAACUGCAGUACCUCAUCCAUGCUGACUGGAUAAUAGCCAUGAAGGACGGUUCUGUGCUGAGAGAGGGGAUUAAAGACAUCCAGACACAUGAUGUGGAACUCUAUGAGCACUGGAAGACCCUGAUGAACAGACAAGACCAGGAGCUUGAAAAGGAGACUGAAAUGGAGAGUCAGACCACUCUGGAGAGGAAGACUUUGAGGAGAGCAUUCUAUUCCAGAGAGGCGAAGAACCAGAUUGACGAUGAGGAUGAAGAGGAGGAGGUGGAAGAGGAUGACGAUGACAACAUGUCCACCACCACCAGCCGCCGUUCUAAGAUCCAGUGGAAGAUGUGCUGCCGUUACCUUUCCUCAGGUGGCUUCCUGAUGGUCUUCCUGAUGGUGUCGUCCAAGCUGGCCAAGCACUCGGUUAUGGUGGCCAUCGACUACUGGCUAGCGGCUUGGACGUCCUCAAACCCACAUAACCAAAGUCUCGCAAAUCCAUUUCUCAAUGCAACCAAUUACACAUGGAAUGAUGACACACAGAUCGCUCAGCAUCACUCCUAUGUGCCAGUCUUUAUUAUCCUGUGUGGAGCAGCGAUAGUACUUUGUCUCAUCACUUCCUUAACUGUGGAGUUUCUAGGAGUGGCUGCAGCUACAAACCUCCAUCACAACCUCCUCAACAAGAUCAUUCACGCUCCCAUCAGAUUCUUUGAUGUCACCCCGCUUGGACAAAUCCUGAACCGUUUCUCAGCGGACACCAACAUCAUUGAUCAGCACAUUCCUCCGACACUAGAGUCUCUCACUCGCUCCACUCUACUCUGUCUCUCAGCGAUUGGGGUCAUUGCUUUCGUCACCCCUGCCUUCCUAAUUGCACUGGUGCCACUUGCUGUGGCUUUCUACUUUAUUCAGAAGUACUUCCGGGUUGCUUCCAAAGAUUUGCAAGAUCUCGAUGACUCCACUCAGCUGCCUCUUCUCUGUCAUUUCUCUGAGACUGCAGAGGGCCUUACCACCAUUCGAGCAUUCAGGCACGAGGCUCGCUUUAAACAGCGGAUGUUGGAGCUAACUGACACCAACAACACGGCCUACCUGUUUCUCUCUGCUGCCAACCGGUGGCUGGAGGUCAGAACUGAUUAUCUGGGUGCUGUGAUUGUCCUCACUGCAGCAGUGGCAGCGAUCUGGUCCACAUCUCAGUCUGGACUGGUUGGACUUGGUUUAACAUAUGCUCUCACUGUGACAAACUACCUGAACUGGGUGGUGAGGAAUCUGGCAGACCUGGAGGUCCAGAUGGCUGCGGUAAAGAAAGUCAACAGCUUCCUCAGCACAGAAUCUGAGAACUAUGAGGGAUCCAUGGAUGUCUCACAGGUACCGGAAGACUGGCCGCAGCAUGGAGAGAUAAAGAUCCAUGAUUUGUGUGUCCGUUAUGACACCAUGCUCAAACCCGUCCUCAAACACGUCAAUGCAUACAUCAACCCUGGGCAAAAGGUGGGCAUCUGUGGCAGAACGGGCAGUGGAAAGUCUUCCCUGUCUCUGACCUUCUUCAACAUGGUGGAUGUUUUCGAAGGAAAGAUUGUUAUUGAUGGCAUUGACAUCUGCAAGCUUCCACUCCAAACCCUGAGAUCCCGUCUGUCAAUCAUUCUACAGGAUCCAGUGCUGUUCAGCGGCUCCAUCCGGUUAAAUCUUGACCCCGAGUGCACUUGCACUGAUGACAGGCUUUGGGAAGCACUUGAAAUCGCUCAGUUGAAGAAUAUGGUGAAAGCACUCCCAGGAGGAUUGGAUGCUGUGGUGACAGAAGGAGGGGAGAACUUCAGCGUGGGACAAAGACAGCUCUUCUGUCUUGCACGGGCCUUUGUCCGCAAAAGCAGCAUCCUAAUUAUGGAUGAGGCGACAGCUUCUAUAGACAUGGCCACGGAAAAUAUUCUUCAGAAAGUGGUGAUGACUGCAUUUGCUGAUCGGACGGUUGUCACUAUAGCACAUCGUGUCCACACUAUCCUGACGGCUGAUCUAGUCAUUGUGAUGAAGCGAGGAAGCAUCAUGGAGAAUGGAAAACCAGAGAUUCUCAUGGAACAAGAGGAUGGCUUAUUUGCAUCCUUCGUCAAAGCCGACAUGUAGUCACUCAUCUCCGUCACCACAUUGGUUUAUACCACUUUUGGCCUUAUGAAAAAAAUGGCAGCCAUUUUUGGGAGUUGCAUCGGAAAGGACUCAACUACACACAGACUCUGAACUGUUAUUGUUUUAUAUGAAGCGCAGUAUUAGACUCUUUUUUAGCAUUUUCUUACCUUAUACGGCUCUUUUUCUAAGCUGAUUAUGCGUGUACUCUGAAACGCAUAAGCAAUAAAUAUUUAUCUACUGUGUUUUGAUUAGUACCAACACUGUACAGAGCACGUCUGUCCGGUUGAGGCCUGACGCUCGUCUGUCUGUCUGAAGUGCAUUGCUGAUACAGAUUUAGGGAAGGAGGACAAAUAUAGCUGGCUCCCCAAAGCCCGCACCCUCACAUGCCUGUGGUUGUACUCUGGACAGAAUCGUGAGCCCUCACUUUCUGGGGAGUCCUGCAAUGUCCACCAGAUCAACCCUAAUGUGUUAUUCACACCCUAUAUACAAAACUGAUUGUAUUUUAUACUUUGUACUGUAUUCCUCUUAUGCAAAUUACUUAAUCAAAAACCUAUUUUUAGUGUUUUGUUUUUUUAUUCCUUUGGUGACAAUGUUGUGUCAGUCUUAGUUAAGAAAUAUUCCGGUUUUUUUCCUUAUCCAAAACCCUAAGAGGGUGGAUUUCACAAAAACUGUCCAGGUCGUAUUUCACCAAUUUUGAACUAAAAAUAAAAUAAAAUGGAAGACUAUGCCUUUUUAGGAACAUUUCUUUUUAAAUGUAAAAUAAAAUAAAAAAUGAUAUAUAUACACACACACAAACACACACAGAAAGAUUUAAUGUAAUAUACUAAUACAUUUAUUAUUAUUAUUAUAUACACAUACAUAAAUACAUAUUUUAAUUUAUUUUUUUCCACAAUAAAAUAGAAAAGUAUGGCCCUUUUUUAAAAA
Onychostoma macrolepis is the source of this 6247-nucleotide messenger RNA. It is a transcript of the gene abcc9, whose product is annotated as ATP-binding cassette, sub-family C (CFTR/MRP), member 9. Gene Ontology annotation, molecular function: ABC-type transporter activity; ATP hydrolysis activity; ATP binding. Lineage: Eukaryota; Metazoa; Chordata; Actinopteri; Cypriniformes; Cyprinidae. Gene Ontology annotation, biological process: potassium ion transport; transmembrane transport. The record is from RefSeq and is a predicted model, not a curated record. Gene Ontology annotation, cellular component: membrane.